Molecule: messenger RNA, 1701 nt
Organism: Mucor velutinosus
Lineage: Eukaryota; Fungi; Mucoromycota; Mucoromycetes; Mucorales; Mucoraceae
Product: RRM domain-containing protein
Exons: 2
Coding region: 1-1701 (566 amino acids)
Molecular function (GO): protein binding
Source: RefSeq, a predicted model, not a curated record
AUGGACAUUUGCUCUCCAGACGACAUUUCUCCACCUGCAACACCACCCAAUUUCAACUUUACUAAUAGCUCAUCAUCACAAGGCAGUAGCAGUACUCCGCUGCCAACCUCUUCCAGCAACAACAGGCCAUCGCAGAGGCUAAAAACGUCGCAAAAUUCAUCGCCCUCGUUGUCAGAUGAAUUCUCUUUCAGCGAAGAUCAACUAAAUCACCUGAGACAUCUCAAGCAAUCAUUCCAGCAACUGCCACCACAGCAAAAGCAGUUUUUGCUCUAUGAAAUUAUUAACAGUUGCGAUAAUUCUCAGCUGACUUAUCUCAACAGCCUGAUUGCUCCCAGAUUGAAAAUCGAUUUCCUCAAAGAACUGCCUAUAGAGAUCUCGCUCCACAUCCUGACAUUUAUCGACGACCCGAAGACGCUGGCCAGGGCUGCUACUGUAUCUACUCUGUGGAACUCGCUGCUCAAGGACGAAGCUACCUGGAAAUCUCUCUGUAUGAAGCACCAAUAUCGAAGACGUAACUCUAGCAUAUGCGGCGGAGAACUAUUGGAACCACCGAGCCAACGCCGAAACUUUUCCUACAGAGAAUAUUUCAAGAGAAAGUACAAUAUUGCUGCUGCUUGGGCCCAUGGUGGCAAGGUAAAGGUUGUAGAAGAUGGAUUUGGUGAGGGCUUGGUUACCUCUUUGCAAUAUGAUGAGAAAUACAUUGUUGUUGGUUGCGAUAACCAUAGAAUUGAAGUGUUUGAUACAAACACCGCCGAGAAGGUGCGGACAUUGGAGGGCCAUGAGGGUGGUGUAUGGGCAUUGCAGUUCAAAGGUGGAGAAAAGCAUGAUCCCGAGCGUGUUCUCGUCACUGGUGGUUGCGAUAGGGAUGUUCGCGUUUGGGACCUAAAUACUGGCACUUUACGUCAUACAUUGCGAGGCCAUAACUCAACCGUACGCUGUCUCAAGAUGAAGGAUAAACGAAUUGCUGUGACCGGAUCGAGAGAUACCACCAUGCGAGUAUGGGACAUCCAACGAGGUCAAUUGAAAUUUGUAUUGCAAGGACAUCAAGCAAGUGUUCGAUGUAUGGAAAUCAGUGGCAACAUUGUGGUGUCUGGUUCCUAUGAUUCCACAGCAAGAGUCUGGGACUUGCGCACUGGCAGAUGUCUUCAUGUACUCACUGGCCAUUAUACUCAAAUCUACGCAAUUGCUUUCGAUGGACACAAAAUUGUCACUGGCUCUUUGGAUUCCAACAUUCGAGUGUGGUCAGCUGAGACGGGACAAUGUUUGGCUACCUUGCAUGGACAUACGUCGCUUGUCGGGCAGCUUCAGCUAUCGGGCUCUACAUUAGUCAGUGGUGGAUCAGAUGGAUGUUUGCGUGUUUGGGAUCUUCAACAUUACGAAUGUAUACAACAAAUCUCGGCCCAUGAUAACUCAGUAACAUGUUUACAAUUCGAUGACCGUCGCAUGGUCAGUGCUGGAAAUGAUGGUAGAAUCAAACUGUGGGAUAUUAAGCAAGGUCGAUUGAUUCGUAACUUUACACAACCGGCCAAGACAGUUUGGAAGAUACAGUUUUCAGACACAAAGGCAGUAGUAUUGAUGCAGCGUAAACGAUCACCGAAUUCGGACGAUGGAAAAACUGUCAUGGAAGUACAUGAUUUUGACAUUGGCGAGAUUGAAGAUUACUCACCUUCUGCCUCUGAUAUGGUUAUUGAUACCAACUGA